AUGCAGGUGAAAUAUGAGACUAAGUCCCCUAGUUGGCAGCACCUCCACUUCCUCGUCCUCCUAUGCAUUUUGGCAUCCCCGAAGAGAUUACCAAGAGACAACCUGAUACCCCACAAGUAUCGAUCAUGGUAUCAUCACUAUCAUGAUGGACGAAGAGAAUGUCCCAUCCCGGAAGGUGAUGUGCCUCUGUAUGUUCUGGAGACAGCAUUCGGGCUGGGGACGGCAGACCCUAAGGAUGGGUCGGUAGUGGAUGCCAAGGAUCCUAAGCUUGAGAGCGAUCCUAAGUCACUAGUAUACUCAGCCGAGGGUACUAACUAUAGUAAAGAAAAACGAGAGAUAGUUGGGCAAGAGGAAAGACCGGAGGAGGAUCAGGAGUGGGAUUGGCCAGAGGAGAAACUCGCAGAAGAGGAACCUGUAGAAGGAGAGUCUGAGGAGGAGGACCCUGAAGAAGAUGAAUCAGAUGAAGACUCUGAAGAAGAGGAGGACGAUCCAGAGGAGGAUCUAAAGUAUGACCUGGAUGAGGAUUGA
This is a messenger RNA of Eucalyptus grandis, 528 nucleotides long. Its product is annotated as glutamic acid-rich protein-like. Bases 1 to 528 code for a protein of 175 amino acids. NCBI's taxonomy places the organism in Eukaryota, Viridiplantae, Streptophyta, Magnoliopsida, Myrtales, Myrtaceae. The transcript is spliced from 3 exons. The record is from RefSeq and is a predicted model, not a curated record.